AUCACCAGAGUCAGUUAUUCACAUUCACUUGUUGAGAUGGAGAGAUCAAGAGUUACUGUUAGCGCACUUAUAUAUGUUUUAUUGUUCAGUCAGACAAUAAUCUAUGGAGCAGAAGUUGAGAUGAAGGUCCGACCAGGAGACAACAUCACUCUUCACUGUUACUGUCCUGUAACUCAUUUCAACAUUGCAUGGAUAAGAAACUGCUCUCAUGAACAUCAACCCUCUCUCAUAAUUAAAUAUUUGACGAUUCUAGAAGAAAAAAUCCCACGAUUUAGCUUUCCUCCCAACAUUAAUUCUUUUGAUCUACAUAUUACUAACAUUACAGUCUCUGAUCUGGGACUUUACUACUGUGCUGAAUAUGAGAAAAAGAUCAAUGAUGACACUUCAUACUAUUAUUGUGGAAACCAAACAACACGUCUUUCUCUUGCUGUGUCUUCUGGACCCUUCACCACCGUCUCUCCUCCUCCUCCUAUAUCAGACUGUUUCCUCCACAGGACGCUGUUGGUCGGUGUUUGUGUUGUGUGUUUUCUCCUCUGCUUCAUCUGUGUGUACUGCCUCUGUCAGAGGAAAACUACAGGUUAUGAGAGUGCAAAGAUGCUCACAGUAAAUGUUAUGAAGAUGGAUUCGACAGAGAAACAUCAAUGUGAUGUGAGUAAGACUGGAAAGUUCUGCCAUCAUUCUGAAGUCACUUAUAGACUCCUGCCAUCUGUACAUAACUAUGAAAAGAUGUGAAUCUCUCUGAUCAGUUUAUGUAAACUCAGCUUUUGCCAGUAGAAACUACUCACUGCUAAUAUUUGUACUCAGUACUCAAUCUUAAUCUCAGUUAAGAUUUUCAAUCAAUUAACUGAAUUUAGGUACAAAUAUUUAAACUACCGAAUACACAACUUAUUUAGUAAAUGACCACAAAUAUCAUUGAAGAACUGUGUACAUUUAUUUUGUGAGUUAAAAAAAGUCAUAACUUGUAAGUAUUUCAAUAAAAGUCCAUUUUACUAUCUAGGCGAUCAAAAGCUUUUCUCAGGUUAUACAUUUUAUUUUAAUAAUAUCAUAAUUAAUAUUUGAUGAGAUGAAAACAAAACUAUUAGAAUAAACUUUCUGAAGACCAGGA
Paramisgurnus dabryanus is the source of this 1105-nucleotide messenger RNA. RefSeq lists its product as uncharacterized. The record is from RefSeq and is a predicted model, not a curated record. Gene Ontology annotation, biological process: response to bacterium. NCBI's taxonomy places the organism in Eukaryota, Metazoa, Chordata, Actinopteri, Cypriniformes, Cobitidae.